GCAUGAUCAGUGGGCACGAGCGCACCGGAUGUGCCUAGCAUAGACUCAUGGAUCAAUCAUAAGACUGUAUAUUUACUUCUUUUUCUUCAGUUUGUGGUACUUAUCAGCAAAAGGCUCAUCUAGAAACAUGCGCCGUUGAGUUCGGCCCAGUCACUUAAAUGAGCAUGUUUAAGUAUCUGGGCUUGGUGUGCACUCUAUACUUGCUGUAUGCCAAGAUCUACUGCUCCUACUGUUUAUUAAAGUCAAAAACGCUUCACAGUAACAGACAACCGAGUUUUGCGUACCUUUUGCUCCGAUAUUUAGCUCGAUGUUUGAGUAGGACAGUUGUCUCAUGUACAGGUGAAACAGCAGUGCAGUAUACUGUGCACAGCUGCAGGCUAGACACUCCCUUGUUGAGGAGGUUCUGCUCUGUGGCUGGCUAUGGCUGGGACUAUCCUGACAGUGAAUACAGAGACAUACCCCUAUGCUUCCCUGAGACUAUGUUCUUCAAACUGCUGCUGAUGCUCCUGUCUGACAAAAACUUCAAACUCAACCCUGCAGGUCUUGUUCGAGUACGGCAGUCUAUACGAACUCUUCAGCCCAUCGAUGAGUUAAAGAAAGGACCAUUUGGGGUGCGGGCCUCAGUUUUGGUCUACAGAGGUCUGAGUGGAGGGGUUGAGGUGGACAUCGGUCUUUCCGCUAUGUCCCGAAACCAGUCCCUCGUCUGGGAGAGCGUCCUGACUUUACUGUCCAAGAACAAGACACAUGGAGGCACUACAACUGUAUCUCAAAGUAAAAGUGAGGACGUACAGUUGAAUCCAAAGCAAGUUACACUCACAUUGCCUAAAUUUCCCAUGAUGCCUUGCUCCUCUGACUUCUCUCCAUGGCGGGUUGUCUCUGCUUUUUGUGGAUUAAACACGCUGAUAACGCCACGACUUUGGAUGCUGUCGGUCAGUUUGGCUGAAAUUGAGAAGCAUCGAGGGGUUAAAGCUAUCUCCGCUCCGGCCAGUGUCACUGCACAGUUCACAGAAGAUACUCGUAAAGUCCAAGGCAAAGUCCAAGUCUGGUUUUGGGACGCUUGCGAAACUGGAAGUCAAGUCUCUCAAAACGUCUGCUUUAAUGUCAUAAACCAUGGAAGCAAUCACUCUCUCGUGGAAGGACGCAUUUUAACGAGUGCACUUAAUUGAAAUGUAUUACUUAUUUGCUAAACCUUUAUUUUGUUAUAUCCAUAAAGGCAAUUUUUUUUCUUGAUGUCGCAACUUUUUAUGGGCCCAAAGUGGAUUUUGCAGAUGUAAAUAUUGAUGAAUUUUGUAUGUGCAAUUGUAGCCUAGAUGUCAAAGAAUUGUACUAGUAGUAAUAAUGAUUUUUAAGAGACUCAGUUCACUGUCAGACAUACCAUGAUUACACAUUCAGGACAUUAAUGUGGCUGUUGUGCCUUGCCAAAUAAUGUGAACAGGAAUUGAACCAUCAACCAUCCACUUUAGUCUGGCUGUGCUACCACAUCAUAAGAUCUUCUAAAAUGUAUAAAAAUACAAUUGCUGCUCAUAUUUACUAUAAUUUUUAUAUUAAGAAAAGGAAAUGUGCAUCUUCAGAUCACAUUAAUCAAAGUAUUCCUUAAAGCAAAUUAAAACAAUCACACAGUUAAAAAAAACCAAAAAACAUAAAGUCCCUGUGUUUAUCAAAGCCUAAUCAAAUCUAUCUACACAACUGGAACGUGGGUAUAAGGAAAUAACAUUACUAACAUUUGUAGCAACAACAAACAAAUACAGCAUCAUAGGAAUUGGGGCCUAUAUUACGAUUUCUGCUCUUUUUUUUUUUUUUUAGAUUUCUGUAAUUUGUUGCUACUGAAAGAUCAGUAUCCUGCAUAUAUUUUUAAAGAAGAUUACUGUGGUUAAGCUAACUUAAAUCUGAUUAUUGGCUUACUAUACUUCUCAUAAUGCUUGUUUAAAUAGAUUUUUAAGAACACAAAGAAUGAAAGACUUGAUAAGACAACUCCUAAAUGCUCCUAAACUAUUAAAAACGUACACAAUUGAUUUAAGGAGUGCAAUGUCAUCUUAAAGGCUUAUUUCAGUGACAUCACUCAAAGUCAAUGAGGCAGUUUACUAUAUAUUCACUGUUCACACUUAUAUUUUACUCCUGUCAAAAUAAACUAAAGCCAAAUGCUUGUUCACCCAAUCACUCAAAUGGCUCACGCGUCACCCUGUUUUAGAAUCAAGUGGUUCAACCUCCUCCUUUUCUGCUGAGUCUGCAAAAAGAAAAAAGUUUACAAUUAUUAUUGUAUUGGAAAGCAAAUAUAUAUAUAUAUAUAUUUUUUAGGCCAUAAUAUAAUCAUAAGAACUAAAAAAUAAUGAAGGAGAACUGUGGAAGCUAAAUUAAGCUAAUUCACGUGAAUUAAUUUUCUAAAAUGGUAAACUCACAUGUAAUGUUUGUCUGUUUAUGUCACAUUAACUUUAUCAUUCAGAAUGUUUGACUUCAUAAAGCUGGUCAGAUACUAAAGGUGUGGUUAUGUAUUAGAAGAUAGUGCCAAUAAAGAAAAUUUACCUGUGUUAACCUUGCACAGCAAGAUGG
This is a messenger RNA of Periophthalmus magnuspinnatus, 2547 nucleotides long. RefSeq lists its product as uncharacterized. NCBI's taxonomy places the organism in Eukaryota, Metazoa, Chordata, Actinopteri, Gobiiformes, Gobiidae. Bases 159 to 1166 code for a protein of 335 amino acids. The record is from RefSeq and is a predicted model, not a curated record. The transcript is spliced from 5 exons.